GCAACUUUCAACAUCUCUCUCUCUCUCUCUCUCUCUCUCUCUCUCUCUCUGUGCCUGAGCUCAAGUGCAAGUUUUAAAUGGUAGCGUGAAGCAGACGUUUGGAAUAUCAGUCUCUCUCGGUGUGUUUUUUCUUGAUCAAGAGAUUCGGAAACUCACACAGAACAACGCGCAACGCAGCAGCAACAGCCGCAGCUCUCGUCAUAAUGGGCAAGAAAGAGCACAGAGACAACGCGAGAGUCGAAGCUGUUCUUCAACAGCUUCGGAAGCAAGCCCCACUCACUGUCAAACAGGAGAAGUUCUGCAACAACGCUUGCGUGGAAAGGUUCCUGAAGGCGAAAGGUGACAGUGUGAAGAAGGCGGUGAAGCACUUGAGAGCUUGUCUCUCCUGGAGAGAUAGCAUAGGCAUUGAGCACUUGAUAGCUGAUGAGUUCUCAGCUGAACUUGCGGAAGGCGCUGCUUAUGUGGCUGGCCACGAUGAAGAAUCUCGACCAGUCCUGAUUUUUCGGAUCAAGCAGGAUUACCAGAAGUUCCACUCUCAGAAACUAUUCACCCGACUGCUGGUGUUUACCCUAGAAGUCGCCAUGGGAACCAUGCCCAGGAACGUGGAGCAAUUCGUCCUACUAUUCGAUGCAAGCUUUUUCAGAUCGGCAUCGGCUUUCAUGAACAUGUUGCUGGCGUCGCUGAAAAUAGUGGGGGAGUACUAUCCUGGUCGACUUUACAGGGCCUUCGUGAUCGACCCUCCUUCUCUCUUCUCUUAUCUAUGGAAGGGAGUUCGCCCGUUUGUCGAGCUAUCGGCUGCGACGAUGGUGGUGUCGUCCUUGGACUUUGAGGAAUCGCUGGACUUCCACGACUUCUCGGCCUAUCCGCGUGCCUCGUCCCUCCGGUUCGACCCGGAGUCAAUCAAGUCGGCGGACAAGGUUGGGCCGUGUUCGUCGUCCCGGUUCUCCUUCACCGUGUCCCAUCACUUUGACUCGCUCAAGCCGUGGUACCUCUCGCUGACCGACUCGUCGGCAUCCAAGGUCGGGCCCACGAGCCCGUCCCAGCUGGGCCCAGCCCUGAUAUCCCCGCUGAACGCGCGGUCCUUCUCCUUCGCAUCGCCGGCCGCCAGGACGCCGCGCGGCGGCACCAUCGGCUCGAGGAAGUCGCUCUUCCCGUCGACCCCGCUGCCCCAGAGGACGUGCGAACAGGUCAAGGUCGCACAGCCCCGGACCCCACGCCCCUCGUUCCUCCAGUCCCCGGCCAUGUUCUUCCAACGCAAGGAGUGCCACGUCAGCCGGGCAGAGAAGUCGCGCGAGUCCUUCGUGCCCUUCCUCAAGUUCUACCGCAGGCCGUACGACGAGAUGAUCUACCGGUCGAAGAUGAGGCCCCCGCUGGGCGGCCUGAUCUCGAUCGUCUCUCCCCACCUCAAGCGCCGCCACAUGUCGGUAUCGCAACGGUUCUGAGGCGAAAACCGAGCACCGAAAGGCAAAAAGGGCAAAAAAAAAGAGGCUAGCGAACGAAAUUUCAAGAAUUGGGAGUAUAUAUGUUUUUUGACAAUUUGAGUAUCAAUGUGAAGCUAGUAAAAAUAAUUGACUAAA
This is a messenger RNA of Syzygium oleosum, 1577 nucleotides long. RefSeq lists its product as uncharacterized. The record is from RefSeq and is a predicted model, not a curated record. Lineage: Eukaryota; Viridiplantae; Streptophyta; Magnoliopsida; Myrtales; Myrtaceae. The transcript is spliced from 7 exons. Bases 204 to 1442 code for a protein of 412 amino acids.